Molecule: messenger RNA, 2380 nt
Organism: Cuculus canorus (common cuckoo)
Lineage: Eukaryota; Metazoa; Chordata; Aves; Cuculiformes; Cuculidae
Gene: FETUB
Product: fetuin B
Exons: 7
Coding region: 105-1316 (403 amino acids)
Biological process (GO): negative regulation of endopeptidase activity; binding of sperm to zona pellucida
Cellular component (GO): extracellular region
Molecular function (GO): metalloendopeptidase inhibitor activity; cysteine-type endopeptidase inhibitor activity
Source: RefSeq, a predicted model, not a curated record
UAAAAAGAAACAGCUCCAUUGCAAAACUCAGCUAUUUCACACAGGUCUCAGCCCCUACAUACUGAUUUACCAUUCUGAUCUGCUGCACUGGUUUUCUAAGCAGAAUGUUUUUACUUGUUUCAAUGCUCUUUGGCAUACAGGCGCUUUGCUCCUGGGCUGCCUCUCCUCCUGCCAGAGAAGCAUCGACUGCAUUGCUUUCCCCGACCUGUGAUGACACUGCCGUAGAGGAGGCUGCAGAUCUGGCUCUUCGCCAGAUCAAUGCUGACCAAAAAGAGGGCUACAUACUCAGUCUCUACCGAAUUUUCAGUGUCCGAGAACAUCCUCAGGAGAUCUCUGGUUCUGUCUUCUAUCUCAUUUUGGAUGUAGUAGAUACUGAAUGCCAUGUACUCAGCAAAAAGUUGUGGAAGAACUGUAAGGCCAGAUUUGCUCAUACAACGGUUUAUGGUCAAUGCAAAGCAGUUAUCUACAUUAAUCAGGCAAGAAAUAUUGCUCAUCUGAAUACUUAUGAGUGCAUUUUACAACCAGUUCCGCCCAGAUAUAUUUGGUCAGUAUGUCCUGACUGCCCAGUUGAUGACAGUCCAGCUGAGCCCAAAUAUUUGGAGACUGCUGUUCAAAGCCUUGACAAAUUCAAUGAAGAGAGUGAACAAACUCAUUAUUUCUCUGUCCUCAAUGUCACAAGAGCUUCAAUGCAGUGGGUCACUGGUCCAGCACAUUUUGUAGAGUUUUUAAUUCAGGAGACAUCCUGCUCCAAAAAUGACACUAUCGCUGACAUCUCCAAGUGCAAGCCACUUUCAUCAGAACUAGCUCAAAUAGGUUUCUGUAAAGGCUCUGUAGUGAACAGUCACUUGGAACACAAACAGUUCAUCACAAUAUCCUGUGAAAUCUACAGUCUGCAGGAUCCUGCCACUGAAGAGGGGAAACAGCAAGCUCAUCAGACACCUGGAAAAUCCAGCCAGAGUCAUCAAGAAGCUUUCCCUUCAGAAACCAAUCCUUUCUCUCCACACUUAGAAAAAGCAGUGGGCUGGGUUAAAAUUUUACCCCCUUCAACUGAGGACAUCUCUUUCCCAGACCUACAAGAAAGUCAAAAUGAACAUAAAGAUGGAAAGCCCGUUCCAUCUGAGGCUGCAGGAUCUACACCCAGCCAUGAUGGAGAAAAGACUAAAGCAGACAAACUAGACUUGACCAAACCAGUCACUGGACCAGUUAUUCUCCCUUUUCCCAAAGAACUUUCUCUAUCAGACUCGUGCCCAGGACAAGCAAAGCAGGUGAAUUCCAUCCUCCAGCCUUUGCUGCCUAAAAAGCCUACUAAAGUCUAGCCAGCAUCCAAUCCCCCCAACUAUCUGCAAUAAAAUAGUGGUCACAAGGUCAACCAUGUCUUUCAAUUUGCGCAACAUCUUUAAAUAAAUUGUAUAUUACAGUCAUCUUCUUUGGAGUUCUCAGUUUUAAGAAAGCGCAAUAACACAUUAGAAAAAGAAAUUUAACUGAGGCAUUUUCCAGCAGCAGAACUUGGCUUAUAAUUCUUGAAUUCCUCCCAUCAGUAAGAUCGUGAAGGAAAGGUAACUGUGGAGGUAACAGAACUCACAGGGCUGAGACAGCCCAAAGGCAUCAGGAAAAAAAAGUAUGGUCAGUAGCAAAAGUCUGUCAGGGCACAGUAUAGGGAUGGCUGCUCCCCAAGGGACGGUGAAACAGAACCGAGUGUGGUAACCAGGCUGGCAGGGCACGGAGACUCUCCUGUGGUACCCUAAGUGAGGCAAGCAGGGCAGACCUUAGCCUGUUUUUUUAUUUCCCAUGGAAGAUCUCAAGAAAGGUUAUUGUUUUCCUAGUGCUUUAUACCCUUGCUUAAAGAAAGUGGAAAAAGCUACCCAUGUGUGAAAUCGCUGCACCUAAUUCUGGCUGGUGGAAAAAUCAAGCCCAGACUAAUUCUUAAGCUUUACUGACUCUGCUGUGCAUGAAAAAAAUAUGAUUUACAAAAUCAGCCUAAUUCUUUCUUGAGAUGGGUUACAUUAACUGCCUUAUAAUAAAAACCACAGGGAUGCUUUACAGCCUGUAGCUAAGAAAAAUCAAUUUUCCUGAAGCCAGACAUAGCAACUGUACUGACAAUAACAAAUAUAAAUAAAUGAGGAGACAAGAAGAGUGAACAUGGGAAAGAAAUGUCAUUUGUGGCCAGAUGUACACUGAUGUUUGCAAUAAUUAUGGGACUCAUACGAGAACACAGAGCCAUUCUUGAGUUGCCACUAGAUCUGUAAAAUCAUUUGUUCAAAACAAAGUUAAUAAAAUAUUGUUGUUUCUGAAGCUUUCAUGCUGCUGAAUCAUCCCUAGAGAUGCUGUGAAGUUUCUCUAUUCGAAAUCUUUCAACAAAAAAAUAUGGCUGUUAAAGUAU